Molecule: messenger RNA, 1158 nt
Organism: Opisthocomus hoazin
Lineage: Eukaryota; Metazoa; Chordata; Aves; Opisthocomiformes; Opisthocomidae
Source: RefSeq, a predicted model, not a curated record
AUGAGUCACAAAAGUCCUGCUCCGCUCUCCUCCCAGCCUUCCCUCGGUCUGUGUUCUACGCUGUCGGACCUGAGCUUUGACCUUCUCCCGCAAGCGUUGCUCCAUGGGAGCGCUGGUAGGCUCCGGGAGCGAGGAGGCCUGGCUCUGGGAGGAGGAGUCAGAGAUUUCCUGGGGCUUCUAAUAAAGGCAUUUGAUUUCCACUCUCCACAUACUUUAACAAGUCCAAGGAUUUUGAGGUUUGACGUUAACUUGAAGAGAGCUGGAGAAAAUCAGCCAAGGGGGCUCUUUGCUGCUAAGUGCAGUGGCUGCAUGGAAAAGAUCGCCCCAACAGAAUUUGUGAUGAGAGCCCUGGAGUGUGUUUACCACUUAAGCUGUUUCUGCUGCUGCGUUUGCGAACGACAGCUGAGGAAAGGGGAUGAAUUUGUUCUUAAGGAAGGGCAAUUGCUCUGCAAAAGUGACUAUGAAAAAGAGAAAGACUUGUUGAGCUCGGUCAGCCCAGACGACUCAGACUCAGUUAAAAGUGAUGAUGAAGACGGAGACGUUAAGCCCACCAAAGGACAAGUAACCCAAGGAAAAGGAAGUGAUGAUGGGAAGGACCCGAGAAGACCUAAGCGACCAAGGACAAUACUUACUACGCAGCAGAGACGAGCGUUCAAAGCAUCCUUUGAAGUGUCUUCCAAGCCCUGUAGGAAGGUCAGAGAAACACUAGCAGCUGAAACAGGACUCAGUGUGCGAGUUGUCCAGGUCUGGUUUCAAAACCAAAGAGCAAAGAUGAAAAAACUAGCACGAAGGCAUCAGCAGCAGCAAGAGCAACAAAACUCGCAGCGACUAGGGCAAGAAGUGAUGUCCAACCGAAUGGAAGGGAUGAUGACAUCUUACACACCGCUUGCACCACCACAGCAGCAGAUUGUAGCAAUGGAUCAAAGCAGUUAUGGCACAGACCCAUUUCAGCAGGGUCUUACCCCUCCACAAAUGCCAGGCGACCACAUGAACCCUUAUGGAAACGACUCCAUUUUUCAUGAUAUCGACAGUGAUACCUCUUUAACUAGCUUGAGCGACUGUUUUCUUGCCUCUUCCGAAGUUAACUCCAUGCAGGCUAGAGUAGGAAACCCCAUUGACAGGCUGUACUCUAUGCAGAGCUCGUAUUUCGCCUCAUGA